AUGACAAAACCUCGUCAAUUACCUUAUGGUUUAACAACUUUUAAAGAAGGGAGUCUUCGAUCUAUUGACCAGGGAAAAAUUGCUGCUUUUGAACGCGCAACACCGAAAAAAACGGCAUAUGAUAAGGCAAGAGAAGAAGCAAAUGCAAGAAAAAAGAGGGAGGAAGAGGAAGCAAAAGUAAUAUAUGAAGAUUUCGUAAAAAGUUUUGAUGAUGGUUCGGGAGAAUAUAAUACAAGUUCAUUUUCUCCGAAUAUGCAUAGAGGAGUUUCAUGUAGUAAACGUCAUUUUGCUGGAUUGUCUUCCGAUGCGGAAAAUGUAUCAAAUCGUAAAAGGAAUUUAGAUAUUUUUCUUGAAGAAAUUAAAAGUAAUCAACAAAAAGAAAUUUUUAAAGUGUCUCGCAAUACUAAUGCAGGAAUUUUUUCUACAGAAACAUGUGAAGAGUCAUCUGGCUCUCGUCCUCGAAGUCUUCAUUUAACUUCGUUGCCUCCUUCUACUACACAACAAUCUCUUUCAACUUUACUUUUGCCAUAUGGGAAAAUUACGUCUAUUAAUAUUCUUCCUUCAAGGUCUACUGAUGAUCAAUUUAAAAAAGGAGUUUCCGCUUUUGUAACUUUCGAGAAUCCUAAAGACGCUGAAAUGGCUAAGAGUAAUCUUGAUGGGACAUAUCUUGGACAUGGGUGGAGAGCAAGAGUUAUAUGGGGAAAAGAGUUAAAAUCUUCUACUUUUUGUAAUUAUGUCGAUACUCAUAAUAUUAAACUUCCAUUCAAUGCUAAACAAGGAACAAUGGGUUUUAAUCGAGCACCGCCUCCUGGAGGAAUUGCUGGUGGAAGAAUCGUUCCAUCAUCGACAUUAAAUAGAAUUGAAGUUGUUGUUUCGAAGCCUAAAGAUUUGAAAUUGUUAAGAAGAAUUCAUAGGGUAAUUGAAAAAGUUGUUGAAUAUGGUGUAGAAUUUGAGGCUUUCCUUAUGAAAAGAGAGUGUAAUAAUCUUGAUUAUGAAUUUUUAUUUGAUUCAACAACUCCUGAGCAUGUUUAUUACAGAUGGAAAUUGUUUUCUUUGUUAAAUGGUGAUUUUCCAUAUAAGUGGUUAAAAGAACCUUUUCAAAUGUUUACAAAUGGUGCUUGGUGGAUACCACCGGAAAAUACGGAUGAUGAUGACGAUGAUUUUCCUGAUGAUAAUUUUGAGAAAAGAAGGCAAAUGUCGUAUUUAGGUUCUGCCUCCAGAUAUCACUUUGAUUGGUUGCUUCGUGAAAUUUCAUAUCGUCGUGGGAAUAUUGCAAGGGCUAUGUCGUUUGCAAUAGAACAUGCAAGUGCUGCUGAUGAGAUUGUCGAAAUAUUGAUAUCUUCAUUAAUACAAUCGCAUGCUUCGAUUUCUACUAAAAUUGCAAGGUUAUAUUUAGUUAGUGAUAUAUUGCAUAAUUCAUCUAUUGCAAUUCCUAAUGUUUGGAAAUAUAGGCAAUUACUUGAACAGAAUUUAUCUGUUGUUUUCUUACAUUUUUCUGAAAUUUAUAAAUCAUUUGAUGGACGUAUUAAAGCUGAUAAUUUUCGUCGUCAAAUUGUAAAUAUUACUAGUGCAUGGGAAAGUUGGAUAGUUUUUGGUCAAGGUGUAUUGGAAAAUUUUUUGGAAAUUUUUCUUGGUAAAAAAAAAUCUGAUUUGAAAGAGAAAAAUCUUUUAAAUGUUCCUGAAAUUAAUAAAUCUUCAGAAAGUACAAAAACAGGAUUUGGAAGGUCAGUAUGGAAAAAAAUUUCGGAUAAUUUAGAUGAUAGCUCUUCAAAUAUUAAUGAUACUUUUUCUAAUGUAGAAGUCAAGAAUUCGGAAAUAAGUAGUUUAUGCAUUCAAGAAAAAAGUAUAUUUAGGAUUAUUAAUUCUAAAUUUUUGGAUAAUUUAGAUGGCGAGCCUAUGCAGAAUUUAGAUGGUGAACCUAUGCAGAAUUUAGAUGGCGAGCCUAUGCAGAAUUUAGAUGGUGAACCUAUGCAGAAUUUAGAUGGCGAGCCUAUGCAGAAUUUAGAUGGUGAACCUAUGCAGAAUUUAGAUGGCGAGCCUAUGCAGAAUUUAGAUGGCGAACCUAUGCAGAAUUUAGAUGGCGAGCCUAUGCUAAAUUUAGAUGGCGAGCUUAUGCUGAAUUUAGAUGGUGAACCUAUGCAGAAUUUAGAUGGCGAGCCUAUGCUGAAUUUAGAUGGUGAACCUAUGCUGAAUUUAGAUGGUGAGCCUAUGCUGAAUUUAGAUGAAGAGUGUUUUGUAAAAAAUGAUGAUAAUAAAGAUAUUUCAAGAAAAAGUAAUUUACUUUCAGGGAAUUUAAAGAGUCAUGCAAUAAAAUUUGAUCUUUCUUCUGGGAAAAAUUCAGCUACAUUUUCUAGAUUAUCGAAUUCAUUUAAUAUUCCUCAUGAAAAUUCCGAUAAUUGUUCAUUGUCUGGAACACAGGAUGUGGAAUUACAAAAGUUGUUUUCUGGAAGGAUGAAAGCAUCAGAUGGCUUUAGUGACUACAGUUGGAUAUAA
Messenger RNA from Pneumocystis jirovecii RU7, 2493 nucleotides. RefSeq lists its product as uncharacterized. The record is from RefSeq and is a predicted model, not a curated record. The transcript is spliced from 13 exons. Gene Ontology annotation, biological process: RNA processing. Lineage: Eukaryota; Fungi; Ascomycota; Pneumocystomycetes; Pneumocystales; Pneumocystaceae. Gene Ontology annotation, molecular function: RNA binding. The coding region runs from base 1 to 2493 and encodes 830 amino acids. Gene Ontology annotation, cellular component: nucleus.